This is a messenger RNA of Branchiostoma floridae (Florida lancelet), 5897 nucleotides long. RefSeq lists its product as uncharacterized. NCBI's taxonomy places the organism in Eukaryota, Metazoa, Chordata, Leptocardii, Amphioxiformes, Branchiostomatidae. The transcript has 28 exons. Bases 8 to 3919 code for a protein of 1303 amino acids. The record is from RefSeq and is a predicted model, not a curated record.
UUGCCCCAUGACCUGGUCUUUAUAUAAAGUCAAGAUGGAAACCCUCAGGGGCAGACGAGUAACUCUGCCACAUGCGAACCGAACCUUCUACAGCCUACCCACCGCACUGCCGACUGCACACACCAGGAUGACGACCGAGGAUCGAGAGAAACUCAUGAAAUACGUGGACGAAAGUUUAAUCGGGCGGGACCGGGUGUUUGCCGGUCCGUUCGGCCCACGCCGAGUUACCUACUGUGACUACACUGCUUCUGGAAGAUGUAGAUACCAAGCUACCAUAUUCCUCACCUUCCACAGAGACAUCAUCCGCAAUGCUGUGAAUGCAGGCGAGCAUGAUGCAGUCAUCUUUGUUGGCAGCGGCUGUACGGGAGCCAUCCACAAACUUAUCCACUCACUUCACUUGGAAGAACCUCCGGUUGUGUUUGUUGGCCCCUUUGAGCAUCAUUCCAACCUGCUGCCAUGGAGGGAAAUUGGAUCCAGGGUGAUGCGGAUUGCAGAGACAAACGAAGGGCUCCUGGACCUGGAAGACCUUGAAUCAAAGCUCAAAGCGUGGCAGUCCUCUGGCUGUCAGCUGAUUGGUGCCUUCAGUGCAGCGUCCAACGUUACCGGCAUCCUGACUGACACAGUCCAGACGUCUGUCCUCCUGCACAAGUAUGGUGCCAUUGCUGUGUGGGACUAUGCUUCUGCAGGUAGGGCGUAUGUGGAUAUUGAUAUGAAUCCAGUCGUGUCCAGUGCUGAUCAAGGACUAGGUCACAAGGAUGCUGUGAUUCUGUCUCCACACAAGUUUGUGGGAGGACCUGGGACUCCAGGUGUUCUGAUCGCAAAGAAGUCGCUGUUCAAAAACCCUGUCCCAUCAGGCUGUGGAGGAGGGUCUGUCUUCUUUGUUUCAAGGGAGACCCAUCGAUACCUGCAGAAUGUGGAGACUCGUGAGGAGGGUGGCACACCUGCCAUUGUGGAGUCCAUCCGAGCGGGACUAGUCUUCCAGCUCAAACAGGCCCUUGGUGCAGACUUCAUCAUGAGAAGGGAGCAAGAGCUCUGCAAGAAAGCCUUUGACUUCUGGUUGGGCUAUCCUAACAUGGUAGUGAUGGAUGGUACUGAGUUUGUCUGUGUUUGUCUCUCCAGGAAAGCCUUUGAUUUCUGGUUGGGCUAUCCUAACAUGGUAGUGAUGGGCAGUACAGAAGUGAAGCGCCUGCCCAUCAUGUCCUUCAUGGUGCGCCACCCACAGUCCGGGCUCUUCCUCCACCACAACUAUGUCUGUGUGCUGCUCAACGACCUGUUCGGUAUCCAGGCUCGUGGGGGCUGUGCGUGUGCAGGGCCGUAUGCACAGGACUUGUUGGGAAUAGAUGAGGAAUUAGCGAACAAAAUUGAGAAAUUGCUGGUUGAGGACAAGAGGCUGGAUCGGGACCAUCUGCGGCGGUACAAUGAGUUCUCUGAGAGGGAGAUUCUCAGGCCUGGCUUUGCUCGGUUGAACCUGCCAUACUUUGCCACAGAUGAAUGUGUGGAUUUCGUUCUGGAGGCUGUUGCUAUGGUAGCCGAGCAUGGCUGGAAGCUUCUGCCACAGUACCUGUUCAAACCAGACACAGGUGAAUGGAAGAACAGGAACCACCAGGUGUUUAAGGACAGGAAGUGGCUCGGCUCCAUCUCUUACAACACGGGUCACAUGACCUUUCCUGAACCAGACACAGAGAACACAAAGGGCAAGCUUCCCAAGAGCUACAAGGAGUGUCUAGAAAUGGCCAAGAAGGUCUUUGACAAGGCAUCUUCGCCCCGACUGCAGUUACCUGACCAAGCACUUGCUUUUGAUGAAGAGGCAGAAAAGCUGAGGUGGUUCCUUCUGCCGAGUGAGGCACUGGAUCAUCUGGUCUGUCCUGACAAGGAUCGGUCCAUCAGAAAUCCCCCUUUCACCCCACUGAAGAGGGUGUACUCCAUGCCUGAGCCCAUUGAGAAUGGUGAGACCACUCCUGCACUGAUCGAGGAGAGUCGUGACCGGCUGUCGUCCCCCAUCCCCAUGAUGAAGCCCCAGGAUGAUGACAUGGACGAGAUCUCAGAGGAGGAAGACAACCUGAACCUCUUCAACAUGCUGAGGAACUGGAGGGGCAGCAGUGGGAACAGGCGGGGCAGUGGAAGCCGCAACCUGAUGCGGCCAAUCCCAGAUGGCCACCUCAACAAUCACAUGACCAGCGGCCUUGUUGGUCUCGGUGGGCAUCCUACCAUCCACGCUCCCACCCUGAACCACACCAACCGCCGACGCAACAGUGACGGGCUGGUGGGCCGUGGAGGGCUGAUCAUCGGGGGUGGCCCGUAUGGAACUAGUGGCAGCAGUAACGUCAUCGGGACAUCCCCUGGCAGAAGGAGGGCUUCGGCUUUUGUGGUUGGCACAAGAGACGUCCUUCUGCCAGAAACAGAUUUUAGAAGGAAGAUUAAGUGUGCCUCGUCUUUAGACAUGUUUGCUUCAUCUGACAUUUAUGUUCCAACAGGCCAGAAAUUGCCCAUGUUCGGACGUCGAAACUCGAUCGACAUGCUAGACCUGCACAAGUGGGGGAAGAAGCUGCAGGAUACCAUGGAAGGCAGCAACGGUGGGGACAAUGCUGACUGGGAGAUCUGGGGAUCGCUCCCCAGCAGUCGCAACAGUAGCAUCGACCAGGGCGACAGCAUGGCAGACAACUUCAAUGAGAGGCAGGAUAGUGGUGCCGAGUCUGCUUCUGAUUACCGAUCUGACGACAGCUCCCUGAAAGGAGACACAGAAGAAAGCAAUCUCAACCAGGAGAAGAGGCUGCACAUAGAUCUAGAGUUGCCUGUGAACACUGAGAAAAAUGUUACAAGUGUGGAGCCCAGGUUAACGGUGAUGUCAAGGGAGGAAAAGAAAACUGUACCAUGUAAAGAAAGUUUGAAUAAUGGUCGUGCUUCCACUGAAAUGAAGAAUCAGGAAGCCAGCCUAUCUGUUGAUACUGAAGGGACCUGUGAAAACCUGUGUAUGGUCAGACAGUCAGAGAAACCCAUGGAAAGAGAUGCUGAAACCACUGAUAGCAGAAAGUCAGAUACUGGAGAAAGAAGUAACACGAAGAAUAAGAAGAAACAUGACCCCAACAAUCCAAGAUGGCAUGCACCACCUAAAAGAAUAAUGAAACAAACAAUCGAGGCCAUGACAGAGUACAGUAUGAUCCGGGAUGGGGACCGUGUGCUGCUCUGCCUGUCGGGCGGGAAGGACUCCCUGUCUCUCCUCCACACCCUCAGGCAGUACCAGUUCUUUGCCAAGAGUAAGAACAUCACAUUUGAGCUGGGAGCAGUGACUGUUGACCCGCAGACUGCUUCAUAUGACCCCAGCCCACUCAAGAACUACCUGGCCAAACUUGGUGUGCCUUACUUUUAUGAAGAGCAAGGCAUCAUGGCCCAGGCUGCAUCCAUGCCAGUGUGCACCUCCAUCUGCAGUUACUGCUCCCGUAUGAAGCGAGGACGUAUCUACGCCUGCGCUCGCCGUGAGGGAUAUAAUGUGCUGGCCAUGGGGCAACAUUUAGAUGAUUUGGCAGAAAGCUUCAUGAUGUCUGCAUUUCAUAAUGGGUUGCUGAGGACUAUGAAGGCCAACUACACUGUCAGGGAGGAGGACUUGAGAGUCAUCCGGCCAUUUGUCUAUGUUAGAGAGAAAGAUCUCCGCAACUUUGCUGAACAGGCAAAGCUCCCGAUUAUCCCAGAAAACUGUCCUGCCUGUUUUGAGGCUCCCAAAGAACGUCACCGCACCAAACAGCUGCUUGCUUCCCAGGAGCUGCUAUUUCCAAAACUCUUCCAGAGCCUCCUGAAGACCAUGAAGCCCCUCAUGGCCAGGAACAGGACUGGUCUGGAGGCACAGAGGGCCGGGCUUGGCCAGGAGGAUGGGGUCAUGCAGGGUCAGAUGGAGGAAGAUGAUGAUGAUGGGGUGAAUAUCUAGCUAGGUUUUAGUAUAGGGAGGAGCAAUAAUCAUCUUGUGUACAGUUUGUGGAAAUAACUUUGAAAUUCUGUUAUCUUAACAGAAAGAGAGGUGCUGGGACCCCAUCUUAGUAUAAUGUCCUUAUGUAAGACCAAGGCUUGAAAGAGUACGUGUAUCUUGCAAUAAAUUUUGUAUGUGGAAAAAAAUUAUGUUUGCAAGUGAAAAACUAUAAUUGCUUGACAUUCUACAGGCCAAAAACAAGAGUCAGCAUCCGUUAGUUGGCCAAGUACUACAAGUAGUAUCUUUCACCAAGGUUGUUAAGAUUUUCAAGCCAUUGACAUUGUGGUAACCACUUACCUUUAGAUAGAUGUUGAUAAGACCAUGCUUGUAAGCAAAUUGUAGACUUUAUUUCACAAUGUCAUUUGUCUUAGGUAGUUUUGCUGUUGAUUCGUCAGGCCAAGAAUCUAACCAUGGAUAGCGAGUGAGUGAGUGAGGAAGAUUGUAAGAAGGAACAGUGACUUGGGCAUUUAGAGCAAAAUUUUUAAGAUUACAUAUGAAUCAUUUGACAACUUGAAAUACUGCAGGUAACAGAAAAACAUUUAUACCCUUGGUAGAGCUGACUGUUGCAGACAUGUUUAGCAACUGGCAACAAUUUUCUUUACCUGUGAAAUGGAAUUCUACAUACAAUGUAUUUUUUAUUACAUAUCCUACUAGUUUUGUAUAUAGUAGUUAGUUAGUACAUAGUACAUUUGACUAUGAUUAAAUGUUUCAUGUCAUAUACAUGAUGGUGAAGAGGUACCACGGUCCUACAGUGUACUUCAAUUCAUUUUUCAAUAUUUUAAUGCCACCUAAACAAUUACAGUAAAGUUAACAUGUUUGAAGAUCAGAGCAAUCUUGUUCCUUGGAUGGAAGUGAAUACAUUCCUGUGUUAUUUUACUCAAGGCUUGGAAAGACAAGUAGGAUCAGAAGUUAAAUACAGUUUAUCUUACAUACUAGUAGUUUAGAGUAAAGACAUUUGUUUUGUUUACCAUUAAUACUAGUAUUUGAUCAAAAUUUUAAUUUGCACAUCAUAUGUAGUGUAGUGUGAUAAAAGAGAAGUCAUGUAUUUUGGACUGAUGUUAGAGAAUUAAGUAUUUUAUUGCCUGAUAACUUCAGAUUUCUCAGAGCAUACUUGUUAUUAGGAAUAUCAUUGUAUUUAGUGAUUAUCAAUUUACAGAUUAUGUAUCUAAUUUAUCUUCUACAUGUAGCUUCCGAUAUAAAAAAGAAAAACAGGGCGCACCCGGCGCAGUACUUCAACAUUUAUAGUUUCCAAUAUCAACAAGUGGGGCGCAGUACUUCAACAUGUAUUUAUUGUAUUGUAUUGUAUUGUACACAUGUAUAUAAUGGUCCAUAUUUAGCAAACUCUGGUUGGUGUUCAAUAUCACCAAUGACUACUUACAACUGAGUAGUUGAUAUUAAGCAGGGGUUCUGAAGGAUCCUUGAUUGAGAAUAUUCUCUUCCACAGUUCUUUAAGAGGUAAAGUUUUACAAAGUGUUACGUGUUCUUUCUAAGGUGAUAACACCAGGGCCUGUCGAGGGUUUGAUCUCUGAACUUAAGUGCCUUUAUCAUUUGAUACAACGGUUGGUCAUACUAUUAUCUUAUAGAAAGAACCAUAGCCCACUGCACGUCUUUUAGAACGUUUGUUUGGAUGGACAUUUGCAGGACACAUCUCACAAUGAUGCAACAGGACUCAUCUUGUGAGAGUGAAAGAAAGCUGUACAUUUUGGCUAUGUGGGACAAAUUCUGUAGACUGUAGUAUAAAGUUCAGUGGCAGAAAAGUAGAUCAGUAUUAGUUGCUGACGUCCGUAAAGUCUGAUUACAAAGGAGGGCUUUCAUCAAGUCAUUGCCAUUACCACUACGUGUACUUGAUACCUAAACAGUUGGGGAGAACUUGACAUUAUUAAUCAUAUACAAAUGUAGAGUUACAGGUUUUAGGGAAUAAAAUAUUUAUAAUUUACAA